Molecule: messenger RNA, 7541 nt
Organism: Bombina bombina (fire-bellied toad)
Lineage: Eukaryota; Metazoa; Chordata; Amphibia; Anura; Bombinatoridae
Product: KIAA1614 ortholog
Exons: 10
Coding region: 1001-4390 (1129 amino acids)
Biological process (GO): centrosome cycle; regulation of cellular localization; establishment or maintenance of cell polarity
Cellular component (GO): cell cortex; nucleus; apical plasma membrane
Molecular function (GO): protein kinase C binding
Source: RefSeq, a predicted model, not a curated record
ACAGGAAGAGGUUUUCAGUGCCAGCAUUGCCCCCCAUCCUCUCACACCUCAUGCAGCCCCAGACAGCUGUGUGUGAGCACAGGGCAGGAGCUAGUUAGAUAUUUACUGAGGGUUGUAGGCAAGGAGAGGGGGUGGGAAAUAGAGGAGGUCACAGAGUGAAAAGCAAAUGGAGUGAGGAGAUGGUUGUGGGGGAGAGAGUUCCACAGAAGUAAUGCAACAAGGAUACGGAUUAGCAGGGAAGGAGAGAUGGGGACAGAUUAGAGUGUCUCCCUCUGUAACUGGGACUUGCUAGAACAUCUGGUCGCCUGUGCACAUUCCUGGAGGAGGGAUGGACUGAGGGAGCGCACACUGUCUGUGUCUGCUAUCCCAAGAUGUGGCACAGGAGCCUCAGCAGCAGGGUGGCCGUGUGUGCCAGGGACUAGUAGCUAACAGGCUGGCCUUGUGUGCCAGGGACUAGUAGCUAACAGGCUGGCCUUGUGUGCCAGGGGCUAGUAGCUAACAGACUGGCUUUGUGUGCCAGGGGCUAGUAGCUAACAGGCUGGCUUUGUGUGCCAGGGGCUAGUAGCUAACAGACUGGCUUUGUGUGCCAGGGGCUAGUAGCUAACAGGCUGGCUUUGUGUGCCAGGGGCUAGUAGCUAACAGGCUGGCCUUGUGUGCCAGGGGCUAGUAGCUAACAGGCUGGCCUUGUGUGCCAGGGGCUAGUAGCUAACAGGCUGGCCUUGUGUGUCAGGGGCUAGUAGCUAACAGAUUGGCCUUGUGUGCCAGGGGGCUAACUAAUAGGCUGGCCUUGUGUGCCAGGGGCUAGUAGCUAAUAGGCUGGAUUUGUGUGCCAGGGACUAGUAGCUAACAGGCUGGCCUUGUGUGCCAGGGGUCUAGUAGCCAACAGGCUGGCCUUGCAGGGGACUCACUGAAUAAACUUACUAGAAGCUGCAACACAUGGAGACAAAGAAGAGAAGUAGAGGGGCCGGGCUGCUGUGCACACUACUGGACCCAUUGGGUUAUGGCAAAGAUGUCAGCUGAGGAUGAUAUGGGAGAAUCUCCUUCUCACAAAGACAAUGAGAAAAAACAAACAAAGGGCAGAAACAAGACAGUACGAAGGACAAACACAAGGCAGUGCAAUGACAAUGAGGGUGCAGGGCUGUCUGGAGAAGAACUAUGCAAGAAGACCUCAGUAUUACAAGGUAAAGUUAAAGCUUUGAAGGAGAAACACAAAGCUGCAAGAGGCUCUGAAGUAAACAGAGAAGAAGGGGGAGUUAAUGAAGAUGCUCUGGUAACACCACAGGUCCGCACUUACCUGACAGAAGAGGCAUUGCAGGUCAGUAAGCAGGAGGGACACCUGGGUACGGUUCAGGAGAACUUGGGAUCAGAUGGGUUUCAGGAAACUUGCACUAUACAAGAGACGGCUAUACCACCCAUCAGUAGAUGUGAGUCCAUGGACCUUUAUGGCUACACAGUUCAGCCCAUGUACAAAGAGAACACAGACAGAAUUGCUAAUUGGAUGCAACCUUCAGACCAAAGGCAAGAGAGAGUGCCUAGUGCUCCGCAGUCUGUGAGUGACUUAAGUCUUGAGACAUCUCUGAGCCUCGCAGAGAGAGUGGAAAAGAAUAGACAGGAGCUAAGCUGGAAAUUCAACAAAGCAUCAUGUGAAAGGGGAGACUCUCUGCUUGGUGAAGUUCUACACUGUGAUCCCUUAGACACAUCGAAAGAUGGAAGUUGGUUGUUGCCCCGAGACAUCGAUGGAGAUUCGGGUGUUUCUUUGCCAGACUCUGAUGGAUGCAAGGAGCUGAGCGUCCGUCACGAUCAGGCCAAACAGCUGCUACAGAGAGCACGAAUGAAAGCAAGAGGGACCAGUCCCUUAAGAGCAUCCCACUGCGUUCUACAACACAGCCAUUCCAAGCACACGCUCAGACGGGGUCCGUGUACUUCUGGUGCUGUAACUGACGGAGGUUCACUCAGUGACAGCUCCAGUAGUGACCACUGCUCAUGUCACAGAACCUCGUCUCGUGGCUCCUCACCCUCUCAUGUGCGGUUCCAGGAUGAGUCAGAGCAGGAGGCAGAGCUAAGAUACAGGGAACGGAAGCAACAAGGACCACAAACUCCCUGUGUGAGCACCACUCCCCCACUAAAGAGACACUCAAGCCAUGCACUGAGGUCUCAGCCACUGUCUGGACACAAUCCGUAUGGAACUUGUGGCCCAUACAUUAAUGGAUCAGGAGCCAGUCACAAUGUAGGAGUUGUCUCCCAAGUCACAAACUCACGUAACAUUCAGUUUGGCCCUAGAAUCCCUCAGGAUAGCCCUCUUAGUUCAUCUGGAGGACUCAGACCCUCACCACACUGGAUUUUACCGUCACAGCCAUGGAGAAUCCAAACAGAGCUGAUUCGCGAAACACAUAUUGGAGGUGAUUCUACUGCAGACUCCUCUGGAGAAGAGGAAGGAAGCCACGGCCAAAGAAAACCUUGCCAUGCUUGGGUUACACAGAACAUUUCUAGAAAUAACCUACCAAAUACAGCUCUUCAAUCUGGAACCUUCACAUAUGCUUCAAAUUCUGACCAAGAAAGUGAAUCAAGGGCAAACCUUUCAACUCUUAAAUUAGAAAAUGGAAGCAGGAUAAGCCAGAAGAAUUCCAUAUUGGAACAAAAUGCAAAAAACAAAUUAUCCAUUUCUAAAACAGACCAUAUGAUCAAGAUAUCUCAUUCAAAUAAAGAAACACACAAUGAGGUGAAGGAGCAUCAGAAGAGGACAUUAAAGACUGGAACAAGAGCAGUUUCACAAGAGAAGGAAUCUAGAACCAUUGAAAAUCAUGUAGCUCCCACUUUAGAACCCACACAAAAUACAAGAACUAGUAUAAAAGAUAUCGGGUUCAAUAUUGAAAGUAGAACAGGAACCAAUACUCACUUAACAGGAAAUGGAAAACCCCAGACAUCCUCUCCAAACGCAUGCACAGCAAAGAAGGGUUCCUCACUGACUCCUGAGCCUGCACAUGGUUGCUUCACACUCUCUGGUCAUGUGCCUGCCCCACCUGCUGGGAGAGCUUCCAACUCUGUGCCAUCAAGGACUAGUAGAUAUGCAAUGCGGCCAGAGAGGACAAGUCAGCAAUUGCCAAACUCUGACUUAGAAAAGGCAGACACGGUGCAGAUUCUCCAGGAUAAAUAUGUCACCAAAUCUGAUUCACUUCUAAAAUCUGAAAAGAGAAAUAAAGAAUCUGUUGACCAUUCAGGUGACGGCCAACAUCUACCUGGUAAUAAAUGCAAGGACCAGAGAACUAGGGAGAAAUCUUACAGAUCUAGAAAACAGCUGGAUAAGGAACAACAUAAUGAUGUUACAGACCACAGGAAUCAGGAGAGGACGGAUAGGACAAGGGAACAGCUUUACACAGAGAGAUCACACAGUUCUAGGAGACACAGGGACCAUGAGAAGCAUCAUUCAACCAGAAGAUAUCAGGAUGGUGACAGCGAGCUUCCAAAAAGGGACAGUUUGACCAGGGACUUAUCUAAAGCAGCUACAGAGCAAAAGGGAAGUGACACAUCUGUAACUCCACAGCUUCAAGACAAUUAUCAUAUGAAUGCAGAACAUGAUGUCUGCACCAGUGAGGUCAGCGUUCUCUGCCACCCGCCCAGCCAGAGUGCACAGACCAAAGACAGCGGCCUGGUGCAAUCUCCUCAGCAAAAUCAAGGGCCCUGUGUUGUAAACCACAGCCCGCUGAAUCCUCCAUCCAAAAAAGGCAACAUCCGCAGUGGGGUGCAGAAACUCUUUUCCACUUUCGGCUUGACACCGCGUCCCCGGCUAGAGCGCUGCCAGUCUUCCAGUAUGGAGCAGAUCUCCUCGGCGUCCCAAGACAGGGAAACUUCAGGAAAUGGGUCCUGUGACGGAUCAAUAAACCCAGGAAAAAUAAAGAAGAGUCCUUCUCUGCAGUCCCUGAAACUUAUGUCACCAUUUCACCUUCCACGAAAAUCUUCCUCUGUGCAGAACUUAGUGGGAAAGCAGGACAGAUCCCCAGUGUAUGUAACAGCAGAUGCCAACACGGCACCAAGGCGAGCUCUCAGUGUGGAGGAUAUUGGAUCUCCUGGCAUGCCCCGGGCAUUGGGACGUGUCGCUGAAGUUUAUGCUGAUGGAACCCGCCUUCUAGAGAUGCAACGCCCCACACAAGGCAGCUUUGGGCUUAGAAUCUCCUCUGUGAAUGGAAGGGCAGAUUCAGGUGUCUAUGUGCAGGAGAUGAGUGAUGAAAGUACUGCCAAGCUGUACUCCGGACUCCUACGUGUGGGAGAUGAGGUUUUGGAAGUGAAUGGUACCAAAGUAUCAUUUCUGAGACCCGCACAGCUAAACGAAAUUCUGGAUCGUGAAACCAUAUUAUCUCUACGCGUUUUGCACCAGAGAAGGAGCAAAUGUUAAGUCUCUACCCGAAAACCAGCUGCUUCAUAUGAGUCUGUGUGCUCAUUACCCAUAUAGUGUAUACUGCUCUAUACACCAGAUGGAUACCAAUGAUCAGAGUGGUUCCUGAGAUGACAAUGUAUACCCAGCCUGGCUGAUUUCCAUCUCUGAUUAUUGGCUUAAGAUGUGAUUGAAAGAUUUUGAAUAGGAUACAUCUUCUUAUCCUGCAGACCAAAAUAUCUCCGUUAUUGUUAUCAAGGUAAAUUAAAUGCCUUACGAAGCACCUUAAAGGGAACUAUUCACUGAGAGUAAUUUUUUUCCAGUAAAUCACAGUAGUUUAUUUCCUGCAAUAACUGCAAUUACUAAGAUUUCUUAUUCAAAUAGUUUGCAAACUGAUUUUGUUCAUAAAAUGUAUUCAGACACUUUGCUUCAUAUCGUGCCCUUUAACCACUUGGCAAGAGAUACUUGCAACUCAUCGCAUAGCCAUGUGUUAAAGGCUUUUUUGUACAUCAGGGCUUAAAAAUAAAAAAUUCUAAAUAGUUUAGCUUUUAUUCGGUAGUAGAGAAUCUCAUUCAGAUAAAUGGUCACUAGAUCCCAGACAGCACACAGGGAGGGGAGUUCUACAGUCAAAAGCAGAGGGAUCACAAAUUAUUGCCAAUGCCAAAGACCCACUAUUGAAAUAAUAGUGCAUUCACCUAUAUGAAAGGGGGGGGGAGACAGCGCCUCCUUGCGCCUCCCCCAGAGAGCCUUUUGGACAGUAAGUCAGUAUCAGUUUUCUAUCCUGUAAGACACUGGAUUUUGGAGUAAUAAAUAAGAGGGAGACCACUGUUCCUCUGUCAGCCAAUAAUAAAUCUGUACACACAGGUGACUACAUAAAUGAUAAGAGACUCCUCCUAUAAACAGGGGUGACAUUACCCUAUAGAUGACAGUUAAUGAACAAAAUCAACACACAGAGACUUUAACCUUUUAAUGCCGUUCUAUUCCGUCAUAAUUAUACUGGGCUUUAAAGCUGUUAUGACGGAAUAGAACGUCAUAGCUAACGGCUGUCCUGAAGCCUUCUGUGCUUCUAGGACUUGAUCGCGGUCUGGAGGGCGUUCCUAGGGUUGUAGGGACGCCCCCCAGAUGCGAUCCAAUAAUUGAAAUCUCUCAAUCGUAUGCACAAUCGCGUAGUUUCAAUUUGUCUACAUCGGAACAGGUGUUCCGAUGUAGGCACUUUAACCCUGUCACGAAAGGGUUAAAUUAUGAGCAAUGUUUGUUUCCCCUCCAAUGAGUCACAUGACCCUCUAGAUCAUCAUAUGGUUGAUGUAAAAAUGUCAGUUACUUAUCUUGCUAAAUACAGUGACAGGGGGCACUGUACUCACAAAUGUUGCCUUUGUUUUGCCUGAGAAAAAAAAAUAAGUAAAAGCAGUUUGGAUUUCAAUUUAAACUAUAUACCAGCACUAGCUGUGCAUUUCCUACUAAAUGCUUUAUGGCUUAUAGGCACUUCCUAUUAAUUGUCAACGAACGUUAGCAAGAAGUACCUAUUUACUCACAGGCAUUAGCAGAAAGCACCUAUUACUCAAUAGGCCUUAGCAGAAAGUACCUAUUACUCAAUAGGAAUAAGCCAGAAGUACACAAUAAAUUAGUUUUAAUAUCAAAUUAAAGGGGCAGUGUACACUAAUAUUUUCUCCCAUUUAAUGUGUUCCCAGUUAUCUAAUUUACCUACAGGGGUGUAUGGAAUUAUUUACAAAUAGCCCCUUCACCUUUAUUUUCUCAUUUGAAAUAUCUGAUUUUGCCUAUUGUUUCCCUACCCAUACUGAACAUUUCUGAACUUAAAGUUCUGGUUACACAAAAACCUGUUCAUUUUACAUUGUUCUCUGUAAGUAUUAGCCUUUGAUUAAACAGUAAAAAAGAAGUUAAGCAGAACUUGUGUAAAUAGACAGAAAAGAUAGCAAGGUCUGCUUUUCCUUGCCAGCUCAACCUAUUUUAUUGGGUUAUGGUUUCAAUUAACAGUAACAGUUAUUUCAUAUACAAAAUUAUAACUAAAUAACAUUUCCCACACAGUUAAAACUCUGCGACAGUUAUAACAAGUCAUUGUAAACACAUUAAAGGGACAGUCUACCAUAUAUUUGUUAAUGUUUUAAAAUAUAGAUAAUCCCUUUAUUACCCAUUCCCCAGUUUUGCAUAACCAACACCGUUAUAUUAAUAUACUUUUUACUUCUGUGAUUACCUUGUAUCUAGGAACCUUCUUCCAGCCCCCUGAUCACAUGACUGUGACUGUUUAUUAUCUAUUGUCUUGCAUUUAGCAUUGUUUUGUGCUAAAUCUUAAAUAACCCCCUGUGCCUGAACACAGUGUUAUCUAUAUGGCCCACGUGUACUUUCUGUCUCUUUGUGUUGAAAAAAGAUUUAAAAAGCCUGUGAUAAGAGGCAGCCCUCAAAGGCUUAGAAAUUAGCAUAUGAGCCUACCUAUGUUUAGUUUAAACUAAGAAUACCAAGAGAAAAAAGCAAAUUUGAUGAUAAAAGUAAAUUGUAAAGUUGAUUAAAAUUAAAAGUCCUAUCUGAAUAAUGAACGUUUAAUUUAUACUAGACUGUCCCUUUAAGGAGAAACCAAUUUUACAGUACACCAUCCCUUUAAGUAGCUUUUACUUUACUUGUUGGCUUAAAAAAAAUGAUGUUAUUUCAUAAGGAUGAUGGAAAGGUUUUGAAUACAGUGCCCCUUUAAACAGUGGGGAGGUUUGUUUGUUUUAUUCAUUGAUAUUUUUAGAUACCCAUAUACAUCAGCAUAAAAAUAUUAUUUUUACAGAGAUCUAAGAGUUGUACUAUUGCAGGUAAUUGUAUGCUAAGGAUGCAGGAAACAGAAUAUUAAAUGGAAUUUUGUUGAUACAGUAAAUUCCUUUUGAUUACAACAAAAUACACAGACCUCGUUGUGAGCACACAUGUUGUGUCUCUGUUUACCAAUUACACUUUGCACUCUGUCUCCUGAUCUGUUUAACCAGUAACAGACGUGGAUACUCCCCUUCCACGCAAACAAGGGGACAGUCAUACGUAUCAGUAUUAAAUUGUCUGAAAUGAAGGACAUGAACAGAACUUGCCCUCUGAGGAAGACUGCACAGAAUCACAUUGUUUUUAAUGUAUUUAUGAGUUUUUUGAUCUCUCACUGCCUAUAUUAAUAUAUUAAAUAUUUUUGUUUGCA